UUACUUACUCGGCUUAAAACAUCAGUUAACUCCUACCCCUCUCCUCCAACACCCAUCCCCGUCUUUAUACCCAUCGUAACUUUUCCUGAUAUUCCUUAUAUGAGCCGAGAGUCUAAACAAAUCCUCGCCGAGCUGCCGGCCUCACACCUCAACACACAAGUGCAUGAGGACAAGGUGUGUUGACGGCUGCAUGGCGCAAUAUCUGUCGGUCCUAAUCUUCAGUGAGUUGAACAACACAGACUUUGUCCUCGUCGCGUGAUGACUGGCCUGAAACAAAACUGAUGAUCCUUGUCAGUGUGUUGGUACAGUUAACAGCAACUGUCCCUCGCACGAUCGCUGCCAUUCGAUCUGCAGCGAAAUGGAGUUCAUCAUCUCUCUCCUCCCGUUCAUGCUCUGUGCGUCACUUCCGGUCCAGGCUGUCUCCUCCGUACCAGAAUUCAACGUUACGCUGACCUACGAUGGGUCGUUCGGGAUCCGAGUUCGCAACAAGCCGUGGUUUACCAGCACCACCCCAUUCCUGGUGGCGGACGGCGUACGGUAUGGGGUGCAGGCCCCUGUGGUCAUCCCGGGUAUGCUCCCCAUCAUGGAUGCGCCGUUGGUGUUGACCGACGCCGAGUGGGCUGAUGGGAAGGACGCCCUGGGCUCCUACACGGGAGUGAGCUACACUUACUACGCUAACAUCACUCGGUUGCUCCUGACUAUCCGCGCCUACGACUCCAUUGUUGUUUUCACUCAGGCAUUUCCGGAUGGGUUAAACAACACAGGAGUUCCCGACAAAAGAAAAGUUCUCAGCGGCUACCCCGGUUUCCAAUGGGAUUUUGUCUUUCAAGGUUAUAUUCCAUCCGGGUAUCUGACUUACAGUGGGCCACUGGACGGGAUCAGAUCUGUCAGGAAAGGAAGGUGGGAGCCAUGGCAACAAACUGUAGCAGACGGCCGAGAGGCGUCAGGUCCCUUGUGCCUGUUCAACGCUAGCGGCUCUGAAGCUGUCAUCAUCUCACCUUUGACCAAGGUCAUGACCCUGUCACCAUGGCACCGUCACUGGCCUAGUACUGGCACAGGCACUGAUGGCCAGUCUUACUGGGGAAUCGACCGCGACAUCGAGACCCUUCCCCCGGGUUACAAGGCUGAGGUCAUUCUGGUUUAUUCUCCGUACGGCGUGGGCCAGGUGUUUGAAGACUGGGGCGAUGCCAUGCGUCGAUACUCAGGACAAGGGGCUCCGGCGAGCCACUGGUCAAGCGGUCUGGACAAAGUAGGAUACUGGACAGGGCCAGGCUCUUUCUACUAUGACAAUACUGGGCAGAAUACUACUUAUGAAGAUGUUAUCCUGGAAGUGGAGAAAAAGGCUAAAAUCCAACGUGUUCCUUUCGGGUUUUUGGAGUUAGACAACUGGUGGUACGAGUCUGAGGCUAACAGAACGGAAGCCAUCGUCACGUGGGCAGCAAACAACAACUCUCUGCCUGACGGUCUUGGGAACUUUGAACAGCCUCUCGUGGUCGUCUGCUCCGCAUGGUAAGCUGCUUAAGUUCGUUAUGCUAGCAUUAGUUCUCAAACCUUCUUCGUCG
This is a messenger RNA of Pomacea canaliculata, 1562 nucleotides long. RefSeq lists its product as uncharacterized. The transcript is spliced from 8 exons. The coding region runs from base 359 to 1513 and encodes 384 amino acids. NCBI's taxonomy places the organism in Eukaryota, Metazoa, Mollusca, Gastropoda, Architaenioglossa, Ampullariidae. The record is from RefSeq and is a predicted model, not a curated record.